AUGAAGUCAACGUCACUUCUACAAAAGAAUAUUCCCUACACAUUUCACGACCCCACGCUCUUGGAUAAUCGGCCUUAUGUGGGUGGAACCUGGAAUAACCACAAUGAACGAAAGACAUUCGAAGUAGAAGAUUGCAAUGCAUCGGACUACAGCGCUGCUAUCGAGAUAGCUCACAAGACAUUUCCUUCCUACAAAACCCUCUCCCCUAAAAUACGGGGUAAACUUCUACGAAAUUGGUCACGGCAAGUAUCAGAAUCUGCCCAAGAUCUGGCAGCUAUCUGUACUCUUGAAUUGGGCAAACCAUUCAAAGAGUCGCUUCGAGCUGUGGACUAUGCUGUAACGUUCCUCGACUGGUUCGCCAAUCUUGCCGAACAAGGCUGUGGGAUGAGUCCAUUCCAAGCUCUGCUGCUGCUGAAGGACGGGCGACUAGAAUCUGGACCAUUCGUCAACCAGUCGGUGUCGUCUGCGCUAUUACACCCUAACAAUUCUGGUGUGCUCAAGAAAAUUGCACCGGCUCUGGCAGUCGGAUGCACAGUUGUACAUAAGCCGGCGCCAGAGACACCACUGUGUGCCAUAACUCUCGCAAAAACCUGCGAAAGAGCCGGGUUUCCUGCAGGUGCUUAUAACAUGUUACCAAGUUCACCGAAAAACGCGUCGUCAAUUGGUUCUCUCUUCUCCUCACAUUCUCUGGUACGCCAUGUAACAUUCACGGGCUCAAUUAGUGUCGGGAAAUUUCUGGCUGAGAAGUGCGGAGCGAAUCUGAAAAAGAUGACCAUACAAUUUCGUCCAGAAACUGCUCGAGGCGAUUCAAAAGAAUGUACGCCUAGGAAAUCCGUGGGAUGA
This is a messenger RNA of Talaromyces stipitatus ATCC 10500, 843 nucleotides long. Its product is annotated as succinate semialdehyde dehydrogenase, putative. The transcript is spliced from 4 exons. The coding region runs from base 1 to 843 and encodes 280 amino acids. The record is from RefSeq and is a predicted model, not a curated record. Lineage: Eukaryota; Fungi; Ascomycota; Eurotiomycetes; Eurotiales; Trichocomaceae. Gene Ontology annotation, molecular function: succinate-semialdehyde dehydrogenase (NAD+) activity.